Miscanthus lutarioriparius is the source of this 2340-nucleotide messenger RNA. Lineage: Eukaryota; Viridiplantae; Streptophyta; Magnoliopsida; Poales; Poaceae. The record is from the annotation of a GenBank genome assembly.
AUGGCAAACGAGGCGGUCGGGGGCGGCGGAGUGGUUCGUGGAGGGGCUAUACAGGUGCGCGGGGCCACUGGGAAGGCGGUCCCGUGCGCAGAUCGAGUAGAGAAGCGUGCUCACUGUGGCGGCUCCAAUGGUGACGGCGUUCCGGCGGCCGUGGCGCACGCGCCGGCAGCGUUCCGGCGAGAGGAUGGAGCUCCGGGGUACCUCCUCAUGGGGAGCUCGGACGAAGACUCCGGGGAGGAGGAGAUGGAAUUGCGUCAUGUGAAGACUACACCGUGGGUUUGGGUUCUCAAGGACUUAGAUAUCGAUCUGAUCGAGAAAUUUAAUGCUGCCGGCCUAACUUGUCUCAAGAAGGAGGGUGAACUUGUGUCUUUGUGGGACCGUAGAAUGAAAGAAUGCACGGAUGAGAUCUUACCCAUAACUACUUUCAUUCUGAGUAGCCUUAUCCAGGAGUUUGCAGACAAAGUCAAACGCACAGGAGAGAGACUUUCUGAUGUUUCCACCGCAGCUUUGUUGCGUAUCACCAAGGAGGCUGACCUGAUCUGUGAGAUGCUGAGUGUUGGUGCCAAGCCUGCUGAUUACUUAAUCAUUCAAAGCACUGAGAUCCGCAUGUGCGCUUUAAGCCUUACGAGCCACCAAUUGUGUGAUUCUGUUCCUGCUGCUGCUGCUAUGGUGGGAAUCAUGCAGGAGACCAAUAAAAUAUGUGACUGGAUAAGACAAAACCGUAAGCCUUUUGACGGGUUUGACAGGGACUUGGAUAAUGAUUUCGAGUUGGGUCGCCAAGUUCGGCAGGGAACCCUGUACUUCAUGAUCAGCAUGCUGGAAAAGUCUCCCUUUUCUGUUUCUGCUGCUGCUGCUGCUGACCAAAAACCUGUUGAGGAAAAAUCUUUUAGUGGAAAUAUUCCUAGAAAUGAUGGGAAUGACAUUGCUCCUGCUGAAGCAGCAAACUCUACAGGGGGCAACACACAAGAUCAGGAAAAGAUCACUAGCACAGAUUCUAGUAAGAAGAGGAGGAUGGAAGAUGCGGACAAAGAAGCAGAUGACGAAGAACUCCUCACGGGCUUUUGUUUUCUCAUUGAAGCAGAACUUGGCCGCUGCCGAAGUGGAAGUAAGCUAAGCAAGAGGGGAGGCAGACACUGCAACCUUGGGCACGGAGAUGAUCAUGGAGUGCGUCUUCGGCUAGAGUACCUCGCGGAGAGCUCGCAUGACACCAGGAAGAUUCAGAUGGAAAUCUGCACUGACAAGGAUAGGAUGGCCGUAGAUUCUUCGUUCGAAGAUUUGGAAGAGGGCGAUGAUGCAAAGACUGUACCACCGGUUGGGAUUGUCAAGUUUUGUCUCAAGAAGGAGGAGGAACUUGUGUCUUUGUGGAACACUCAGGUGCUGCGUUCCCCGAUUGUGAUCUUGCCUGUCAACACUAUCGUUCAGAAUAACCUGAUCCAGAAGCAUGCACAUUCAAUCAUAUUUGCUGAAGAGGGCGGACUUCCUGUUGCUUCCACUGUUGCUUUUGCGUGUAUUAGCAAGGAGGCUGACCUGAUAUGUGAGCUUCUAAAGCAUGGUGCUGAGCCUACUGAUGGCAUCAUCCAGCAGAGCAGCAUGAUCCGCAUGUGCGCCUUGAGCCUUAUGCACCUACAAGGAUCCCGUGCCAUUGAUGCCGCCGCCGCCAUGGUGGGCAUCACAAAAGAGUGCAAAUUGAUGUGUGAUUGGAUAAAAAAAGAGGACAAGCUUACCACCUUCAGCUUUUUCACACGGCACGAGCCUGAGGAAUGCCGCUUGAUUCGCGCCAGAACCUUGGACGUUAUGCUCAGCAUACUGAAAGAGUCUUCCUUUCCUUCUUCCAAGAUCGACCCGCCACCCAUUGUUCCCAAGCCACCAGAUCCUCCAAUCAUUCCCUCACCUCCUGAUCCACCUCCACCACUCCAGACAAACACAUCGAACAACACUCUGAUUCUCCCUGAUGCGGACCUUCCGAGGUCUCUGCAAGCUUUGCAGCUCUCAUCACGUGCUGCCAAAAGCUUUCAUCGCCAACAACAAGAUGCAGUGGACACGUGCCACAAUUUGCUCACGAAAGUUGCGGAUCCCCAGGGGACUGGAACAGAGAUCAAGCUACAGCCUGUCAGAAUCGAACUUCGGAACGCAUGGAAGCAGAGCUAUGAAACCAUCAAUGAGCUGCGGAGGCGCGAGCAGAGGAUGCUGUUGCGGGUGCCUUCGGCAGUGCGAGCAGCAUGUGGAGGUGCCGAUCCCGUCGCUGAAGAUAGGCCAGGUGCUCAUCAGGAUGGGGGCCACCAGAGUCAACGUCGUCGACUGGAAGUCUCACAACGGCAUCUCGUGGCCCUUCAUGCCUAG